This is a messenger RNA of Manis javanica (Malayan pangolin), 2664 nucleotides long. The record is from RefSeq and is a predicted model, not a curated record. Lineage: Eukaryota; Metazoa; Chordata; Mammalia; Pholidota; Manidae.
AUGCUGCGUCGCCCUGCACGUGCAGCCGUUGAAGCGGCGUUGGCGCCAUUGAGAGCCGCCGGAGAACAAGCUGCGGAGAGUGCAGAGCUGAGAAUAGAGGCUAGACUAGAGUGCCUUGAAGGAGAAAUGGGAUAUGAGAGAGAGGAGGCAGCAGCUAUAGACGUUUUCUUUUCAGAGGGGCAGAGAAGUGGUGUAAUAGCUGAAGCGAAUAUAAAGGCAUUUUUAAGGACACAUAUUCUUCUGGAGCAAAUGGAGACACUUCUAACAGGACUCCAGCCUCAUCAGCAGUAUAAAAAUCUUAGUGCUGAAAUGGAUGUUGGACGUUUUCAAGGAGAUCAUUUCAUGACAUGGGGAUUUGCCUCUGGGAGGAGUUUGGGGAACGGAGAUGCUGGCACGUUUAAUAAGAGAGAGAAUACAUCCACAAUGGGUGGUUUUGGAGUUUUUGGACUGAGAGGCUUUUCCAAUAACAAAUUUGAAGAAGCUGAUCGUUCUGCUUUCUGGAGAGGCUUUUCCAAUAACAAAUUUGAAGAAGCUGAUCGUUCUGCUUUCUGGAGAGUUUUGGGCUAUUUUGAAAUUGCUGGUGUGGAUAUUGCAGUACAUUUCUUUGGCGACACGGGUAGCGAAUAUGAACAAGAUGAGGGGACACAGCCCACUGGUGGCGUUUUUGGUUCUAGAAGACCAGCAUUAAGUGGUGCAGAAUGUACAAUACCAAGAGGAAGACCUAAUGUAAACGAUGGACUCUGGGUGAUGAUGCGUGAUGAGUGUAGGCUCAUCAGUUCUAGCCAGUGGACUACCGUGGCGGGGGAUGUUGGUAGUGGAGGAGGCUGUGCAGGUGUUGGGGCAGGAGGACCUAAAGUAACCUAUAUACCACCUCCUCCACUUGAGCAUGUGGACUCCAUGUUUGCACAUUAUCAACCAGGGAGAAACUUUGACAAAUACGAUUGUAUUCUUGCAGAGGUAUCUGGAUCCAAUACACCACCACCAAUUCUGACUUUUAAAGAAGCGAAUCUCUGUCAGACACUGAAUGACAACAUUGCUAAAGCUGGUUAUUCUAAGCUUACUCCUGUGCAGGAAUACGGUAUUCCUGUUACCCUGGCAGGACGAGAUUUGAUAGCUUGUGCGCAAACAGGGUCUGGAAAGACUGCGGCAUUUCUCUUGCCCAUUUUGGCUCAUAUGAUGAGUGCUGGAAUAACUGCCAGUCGUUCUAAAGAGCUGCAGGAACCCGAGUGUAUUAUUGUAGCACCAACUCGAGAAUUAAUCAGGCAGAUCUAUUUGGAAGCCAGAAAAUUUUCUUUUGGGACUUGUGUAAGAGCUGUUGCUGUAUAUGGGGGAACCCACUUUGGGCAUUCAGUCCGUGAGAUAGUGCAAGGCUGUAAUAUAUUGUGUGCUACUCCUGGAAGACUGAUGGAUAUCAUAGGCAAAGGAAAGAUUGGUCUUGGACAAGUCAGAUACUUAGUUUUGGAUGAAGCUGAUCACAUGCUGAAUAUGGGCUUUGGACCAGAAAUGAUAAAGUUAAUUUCCUGCCCAGGAAUGCCACCAAAGGAACAGCGUCAAACCGUUAUGUUUAGUGCAACAUUUCCAGGAGAAUUUCAGAGGUUGGCUGGGAAGUUUUUGAAGCGGAAUUACUUGUUUGUUGUGAUUGGAGAAGUGGAGAGAGCAUGUAGAGAUGUUCAGCAGAUCAUUCUUCCAGUUGGCCAGUACUCAAAAAGAGAGAAACUUGUUGGAAUUCUACUAACCACAGGUGAUGAAAGAACCAUGGUUUUUGUUGAAACUAAGAAAAGAGCAGAUUUUAUUGCCAGUUUUCUUUGUCAAGAGAAAAUAUCAACAACAAGUAUUCAUGGUGACCGGCCGCAGCGAGAGAGAGAGCAGAGUCUAUGGGAUUUUCGCUGUGGAAAGUGCCCGGUUCUUGUUGCUACCUCAGUAGCAGGCAGAGGGCUGGAUAUUGAAAAUGUUCAACAUGUUAUCAAUUUUGAUCUUCCUUCUACCAUUGAGGAGUAUGUCCAUCGAAUUGGACUUACUGGUCGUUGUGGAAAUACUGGCAGAGCUAUUUCCUUUUUUGAUCCUGAAUCAGAUCACCAUUUGGCACAGCCUCUGGUGAAAGUAUUGUCAGAUGCUCAACAGGAUGUUCCUGCAUGGUUGGAAGAAAUUGCCUUCAGUACACGUUCCGGGCCCCAGUGGUAUGGUAGUACAAGAGGAAAUGUGUUUGCAUCAGUUGAUACUAGAAAGAAUUACCAGGGCAAGAGCACUUUCAACACAAACACCUCUUGCCAGCGUGCAGGACGCUGUGGCGGGCAGAAGCUGCUUAUGCCCUCUGUUGGCUUUAGAUGCCCCCAUCACGCCCCACGCCCAGCUGCGUACCUAGUACCCAUUUGUGAGAGGUGGUCCACGAUGGACUCCCAUUUCGCCCCGAGGCGCUGGCGGCGCGGAAGGGCGUCUCUCCCUUUUGAUCUGCUGGGAGACAACCGCGCCUCGGCAGACAGGCAGCUGCGCGCGGCUGGGGCCCCAGCGAAGCUGCGGGUGCUGGGGAGCGGCUUCCGCCUGCGUCCGGACUCGCGGAGGCGGCUCCGGCGCGGUGGUCCUUCCUCUCCUGGCGGCCGGGAAAGGACAGCUGGUGAGGGCUGGGGCGGCGGGGCGGGGAGCCUUCCCCCAGGGCGGGACGGGUGA